UCGGGAGGUGCGGGGGGCCGGGGAGCCGCGCGCACACGUCGCUCCGGGGACAGGCGUUUAACUCUUGCCAAGUCUUGCCGCCGCCGCGGCUCGCGGGCUCUGGGCUUCCCCUGAAGCAUGAGCCUCCUCGCCCGCCGCCACUGGCGCAGCGCGGGCCGCGGACAGUGCGCACCCGGGCUCCGGGCGCCGCGCCUCAGGAGCCUCUGUGCCCGCAGUCGAGACGCCGGAGGAGCUGGGGCCCGGGCUGGCGGCAGGCACACUGUGGGUGACCGCGCCUGCGGGGGACUUUGCCAUCUGUCCACCAGGGCCUGGGGAGGAAGAACCAGCAGCUCCCCACCCCCUCCCCCUCCACCACCAUUUUGGAUACUCCGCAGGGACGUGUUUUGGGGUUCCCACUGACUUCCAGGAAGGACUCGUGCCCUCCUCUGACCCCUGCUCGGGCGGCCACCUGUGUUCGCUGUGGUGACCCUUUGCUCAUGACCCUGCGGUGCGUCGAGCCCUCCGGGAAUGGCGCGGAAGGGACGCGGGGCCAGUGGGGGACCGCGGGGUCCGCGGAGGAGCCGUCCCCGGAGGCGGCGCGUCUGGCGAAGGCCUUGCGGGAGCUCAGCCACACAGGUUGGUACUGGGGAAGUAUGACUGUUAAUGAAGCCAAAGAGAAAUUAAAAGAGGCACCAGAAGGAACUUUCUUGAUUAGAGAUAGUUCGCAUUCAGACUACCUACUAACAAUAUCUGUUAAAACAUCAGCUGGACCAACUAAUCUUCGAAUCGAAUAUCAAGAUGGGAAAUUCAGAUUGGACUCUAUCAUAUGUGUCAAGUCCAAGCUUAAACAGUUUGACAGUGUGGUUCAUCUGAUCGACUACUAUGUUCAGAUGUGCAAGGAUAAGCGGACGGGCCCCGAAGCCCCCCGGAACGGCACGGUUCACCUUUAUCUGACCAAACCGCUCUACACGUCAGCACCGCCUCUGCAGCAUCUCUGCAGACUCACCAUUAACAAAUGCACCGGUGCCAUCUGGGGACUGCCUUUGCCAACAAGACUAAAAGAUUACUUGGAAGAAUAUAAAUUCCAGGUAUAAGUGUUUCUCUUUUUCUAAACAUGCCUCAUGUAGAGUAUCUCCGAAUGCAGCUAUGUAAAAGAGAACCAAAACCUGAGUGACUGCUCUGGAUAACUACACGGAAUUCUAAGAACAGCUGAAUCAAUCUAACCUACAUGUGUGACUAGGUAGCUAGGUCAAGUCCCCUCAGAUAUGUUCACCUGAGAAAUGCUUCCCUUCCUCAGGCUAAGACCAGCUGAUCCUUUUAAGUUAAAAGUUAAAUGUCCCAAGUAAAGGCCGAAGUAUUUUGAUCAGAGGUUCCUUUCUCUUUGGUUGAAGGUCCAAGCACCAGUGGUAGAGAAAGGGAUAAAGGACUCCACAGAGGAGAACUGAAGAAGAAGGGGAAGGAACCUGACAGGCUUAGCUUCCAUUUUAUAAUCCUGGUGAUCCGAGUCUAUUUUGGAUAUGUUAUAGUUCGCAUUCUAAUGUUCCUAGGGGUUUUGUUGAUCGGAUAUGCUUGUGAGUAUUUAUCCUUCAUUUUAUGCAAUUAACCAAGUCAACCAAAAAAAAAAAAAAAAAGACCAUGAAAUCCUGUAUUUGUCUUUUUACUACAUGUAUGAACUCUUUCAUGUGAAUGAGUACUGUAGUAAUCUAUUUUAAGAGAGCCUUACUUCAGAAAUAUUUCAAACUGGUGCAAACGGAAAAGACUUCGUCUUUUCCAUUAAGGCUAAAGACAAGAAUGUCAUGCUAUACAGGUGCAACCCAAUCCCGGUUAAUAAAACCAUGUAGAUAGAGACAUUUUACCCUUGGAAAUAGCUGUGUCCCGACCUGUUGCCAUGGGUUUUUUUUGGAAAUGGCUUUAGAAAUUUCCAAGUUGUCCUUGAAUUGUCUGACUAUGGACAUCAGCAGUUGUCUCCCUUCUACCAUGUAGAAAACUUGGGACUUAAUUUUCUUCCAGAUACAAGGGGAUACCUGCCUGUUUUUCAAAGUGUUUAUUUACUGCUGUUACUAUUUGAUUAGAAUGUAUUAAAUAAAAACCCUGACUUUUACAAGUUGCGCUUAUAUUACUUUGAAUCGUA
Messenger RNA from Eptesicus fuscus (big brown bat), 2110 nucleotides. It is a transcript of the gene SOCS2, whose product is annotated as suppressor of cytokine signaling 2. Gene Ontology annotation, molecular function: 1-phosphatidylinositol-3-kinase regulator activity. The record is from RefSeq and is a predicted model, not a curated record. Gene Ontology annotation, cellular component: phosphatidylinositol 3-kinase complex. Bases 477 to 1073 code for a protein of 198 amino acids. The transcript has 3 exons. Gene Ontology annotation, biological process: phosphatidylinositol phosphate biosynthetic process; intracellular signal transduction. Lineage: Eukaryota; Metazoa; Chordata; Mammalia; Chiroptera; Vespertilionidae.